UUCUUCAAAGUCCCGACUGAGGUUUUCCGCGGAGCGCAGAGGCGACUCGGGCGGGCACCGCAGAAGAAGUGCUAGAAAAGUCCAAAAUGGGAAGCCUGCUGCAUUUCGCUGUCGUAUCGCUGAUAUGGCCAUUCAGUCAAGCCCAGCAGAGGGGUCUUUUCCCCGCUGUGCUCAACCUGGCCUCCAUGGCUCAGAUCAGCACCAAUGCCACCUGUGGUGAGACCGGGCCAGAGAUGUUCUGCAAGCUGGUGGAGCACGUCCCGGGACAGCCGGUCCGGAACCCUCAGUGCCGCAUCUGCAACCUCCACAGUGAACAGCCCGCUGAACAGCAUCCCAUUGAGUACGCCAUCGACGGGACCAAUAGGUGGUGGCAAAGCCCCAGUAUAAAGAACGGCAUGGAUUACCAUUACAUCACAGUCACGUUGGACCUUCAGCAGGUGUUCCAGAUUGCCUACGUUAUCCUGAAGGCAGCAAACUCUCCUCGUCCCGGAAACUGGGUGCUGGAGCGCUCCCUGGAUGGUGUCACCUUUACCCCCUGGCAGUACUAUGCCAUCACAGAAACUGAGUGCCUCACCCGCUUCAACAUCAUGCCCAGGACCGGCCCGCCGUCCUACGCCCACGACGACGAGGUCAUCUGCACCUCGUUCUACUCCAAGAUCCACCCACUGGAGAAUGGCGAGAUUCACACCUCCCUGAUCAAUGGGAGGCCCAGUGCCGAAGAUCCCUCCCCAACCCUGCUGAACUUCACCUCCGCCCGCUACAUCCGCCUACGCUUCCAGAGGAUCAGGACGCUGAACGCAGAUCUCAUGACCCUGGCUUUCAACGACCCGCGGGACAUCGACCCAAUCGUCACCAGACGGUACUACUACUCAAUUAAAGACAUCUCGGUCGGGGGCAUGUGCAUCUGCUACGGACACGCCAAAGCCUGCCCGCUGAAUAAUGGCACCAAGAAAUUCAGCUGCGAGUGCGAGGACAACACCUGCGGAGACAGCUGUGACCAGUGCUGCCCCGGCUAUCACCAGCAGCCGUGGAUGGCAGGGACAUUCCUGACCCGGCACGUCUGCGAGAAAUGCAACUGUCAUGGCAAGUCGGAGGAGUGCUACUACAAUCAGACGGUCGCUGACCGGAGGGAGAGUCUGAACACGAGGGGCGCAUACGAGGGUGGCGGCAUCUGCGUCAGCUGCGCCAACAAUACGGCCGGCAUCAACUGCCAGAGCUGCGCAGAUGGCUACUUCCGGCCAGAAGGGGUGUUCCCGGAGGAUCCUGACCCCUGCCAGCCAUGCUUGUGUAACCCCGUAGGCUCCCUCCAUGCAGCAUGCAUCCCCGACGAGUCUAUGGCCUCAGCAGGUCUAAGAGCCGGUUCCUGCCACUGCAGGCAGGGCUACGGGGGUGACAAGUGUGACAGAUGUGCCUUUGGGUACACCGGGUUCCCGCUGUGCGCACGCUGCAACUGCAGUCUGGAGGGAAGUCUGAACAGGGACCCGUGCAAGCUGCCCUGCACCUGCAAGGGGAACGUCGAGGGGGAAAACUGCGACCUCUGCAAGUCGGGAUUCCACAAUCUUCGUGAAGAUAAUUCCUACGGAUGUGAAAAGUGCUACUGCUCCGGGAUCACGAGCGAAUGCUCCGACUCUCCCUGGUCCUACAGUAAUAUGACGACCAUGCUUGGCUGGGUCCUGAUGGGGGACGGUGAGGGUAAGGUGUGGUCCAUGCCGAGUCAGAAGGACCCUCCGUCGCUCAGCAUCAGCCAUGCAGAGGCCAACGCCCAUCUGCAGGGUGCUUUUUACUGGAGCGCUCCUCCCAGCUACCUAGGGAACAAGCUAGCAGCCUAUGGGGGGAGGCUGCUGUACACGGUGCCCAUCACGUCCUCCAUCCAUCCCGACCUCGUCCUACAGGGCAAUGGGAUAACAAUGACUGAAAGCCAAAUCGGGCUGCAGGUGCACCCCUUUACUGAGGGAACAAAGAGCAUUGUCCUGCGCGCCGAGAAUUUUAUACACCGGGAGACAGGCCUCGCUGUCAGCAAGAAGGAGUUCAUGACAGCUCUCAGCGAUUUGAAUGGGCUUCUCAUCAGAGCCUCGUACAGCCAUGAUGAGGGCGCCCUCUACAGACUCAACUCUGUCACCCUGGAGAUGGCCAGUGAUGUGUCCCGGAGCGGUGUACCAGCCAGGGCUGUGGAGAUGUGUCACUGUCCCCAUGGCUACGGCGGAACCUCUUGUGAGAUGUGCUUACCUGGUUACCGAAGGGUUAACGGCACCUUGUUCAAAGGAGUGUGCGAGCCCUGCCGCUGCUUCGGCCACUCGGCGCACUGUGAUGACAUCACGGGCCGCUGCCUGGACUGUGAAGACCACACCAUGGGUCCUCACUGUGACACAUGUGCCCCUGGUUUCUAUGGCGAUGCUACCAAGGGAACGGCCGAGGACUGCAAGCCCUGCUCGUGCCCACUCUCUCAUCCCUCCAACAACUUCAGCCCCACGUGCCACCUGGACUCCGGCGGCGAGCUGAUCUGCGACCGCUGCCAGCCGGGCUACACCGGACCGCGCUGCGACAGGUGCUCCAAUGGUUUCUUUGGCCAGCCUACAGAACUGGGGGGGUCAUGCCGACCCUGCCAGUGCAAUGGAAAUUUGGACCUCUCUGCUCCCCGUAGCUGUGACCCUGUGACCGGAACGUGCCUCAGGUGCAGGCCGGGCUACGGGGGCGCGGCCUGCGAGACCUGCGGGGAGGGCUACUUUGGUGACGCCGUCGUGGCCAGAAACUGUCAGCCCUGCCAGUGUUAUGGUAACGGCUCCCUGUCGGAGGUGUGCCACCACGAAACUGGCCAGUGCUCGUGCAAAGAGCACGUGAUCGGGCGGCAGUGCGACGAGUGCAUGGCCACCACCUUUGGCGUACAGUCAGGACGCGGCUGCAUUCCCUGCAACUGCAACUCCUUCGGCUCCAAGUCCUUCGACUGCGACGAGACAGGCCAGUGCCGGUGCCAGCCAGGAGUCGCCGGCCUCAAGUGUGACCGCUGCGCCCAGGGCCACUUCAACUUCCAGGAGGGGGGGUGCACACCAUGCCAGUGCUCCCAUGUGGGGAAUAACUGCGACUCCAACACCGGACAGUGCAUCUGCCCCCCGCACACAGUGGGAGAGAGGUGUGACAAGUGUGCCCCGAAUUUCUGGGGUCAUGACAUCAUCACUGGCUGUAAGCCGUGCGAAUGCAACUUGAUCGGCUCCGUGACCCUGCAGUGCAACAUCAACACGGGCUGCUGUUUCUGCCGGGAGCAGUUCACCGGGCAGAAGUGCACCGAGUGCAAAGUGGGCUUCCGCGAUUUCCCACAAUGCACCUCCUGCGAUUGCUCCCUUGCCGGCUCGGCCAGCCAGACCUGCGACGCCGACCACGGCAUGUGCUCCUGUGCCGACACGACAGGCCAGUGCACCUGCAAGGCCAACGUGGAGGGGCUGGCGUGCGAUCGGUGCCGGCCGGGGACCUUUGGGCUCAACGUGAGGAACCCGCUGGGCUGCAGCCAGUGCUACUGCUUCGGCAUGUCUGACACAUGCAGCGAGGCCCCUGGGCUCAUCCGCAUGUGGCUCACCCUGAAGCCCGAGCAGACAGUGCUGCCACUGGUGGACAAGGCCUGCCGUCUGACGACCACACAGGGCAUUUCGUUCCAGUACCCAGAGAUCAUCGCCCACGCAGAACUGGUGACCCGCGAGCUGACGGAGCCAUACUACUGGAGGCUCCCAGAGCAGUUCCAGGGAUCCAUGAUAACGGCAUAUGGAGGAAAGCUGAAGUACACCAUAUAUUAUGAAGCCCGUGAUGAAACAGGCCCCUCCUCCUAUGAGCCUCAGGUGAUCAUGAAAGGAGGUCCCCUGAAAGACAAGCUGAUAAUGCGACACAUGCCCGGCCUGCAGAUCGGCCAGCUGACCCGGCAUGAGAUCGAGAUGACCGAGCACGACUGGAGACGCGGUGAUAACAGUGCAAUGUCACGCGAGGACUUCAUGAAUGUGCUGUUCAGCAUCGAGUACAUCCUCAUUAAGGCCUCCCACGGCAGCUUGAUGAGGCAUAGCAGGAUCUCUGAGAUUUCCCUGGAAGUUGCAGAAGAAGGGCGCCCCUCAGUGGAGAGUGAGCGCGCCUACCAGAUUGAGAAAUGCGAGUGUCCGCUGGGGUAUUCGGGCCUGUCCUGCGAGGAAUGUUCUGCUGGCUUCUACCGGGUGGCGGAGCAUGCUGGGGGCCGGGCUUCCCACACUGGCAUCGGCAGCUGUGUCCAGUGCCAGUGCAGCGGCCACAGUGAGAUCUGCGACCCCGAGACAUCCAUCUGCCAGGCCUGCCAGCACAACACGGUGGGUGACCGGUGCGAGCACUGUGCCCCUGGCUACUACGGCGUGGUGCGAGGGUCCCCCCAGGACUGCCGGCCAUGUGCCUGCCCCCUCACCAACCCUGAGAACAAUUUCAGCCCCACCUGUGUCCUGGAGGGUUUCAAUGACUUCCGCUGCGACGCCUGUCCGGAGGGUUACGAGGGCAAGUACUGCGAGAGGUGCGCCAGCGGUUACCACGGUGACCCCCAGGUGCCGGGCGGGCGCUGUGAGGAGUGUAAGUGUGACCCGGUGGGCGCUCUGCCCGAGCCAUGUGACCAGCGGACCGGGCAGUGCGUCUGUCGCCCAGGGGCAACCGGACACACGUGUGGCAUAUGCAUGGAGCGGCAUGUGUGUGAAGCAUCCCAGAUAAUGUCCUGCGACGACGACUGCAGCGGCGUGCUCCUCAACGACAUUGACGGGCUCCACCGCCUCAUCUCCAGCGUCAACCUCACCAGCCCCCUGCCCCCCCCAUACAAGGUGCUCUACAGGUUCGAGAACAUGACAGAGGAGCUCAAGCACCUGCUCUCCCCCCAGAGGGCGCCAGAGAGGCUCCUCCAGUUGGCAGACAGCAAUCUGGGAAGCUUGGUGACAGAGAUGGAUGAGCUUCUGGGCCGUUCGACCAAGGUGUCAGCGGACGGCGCCCAAACAGACGCUGACUCCGAAAGGAUUCAGAAGAGGGCGGAAGACCUGGAGCUGCUGGUCAAGAACACCCUCCUGGGCGCUAAAGUUCUUCAGGACAAGGCCCAGCAUCUGAAUGAGACACUGGGCUCCCGCGACGGCACCCCUGAGAAGAGCCUGCAGGAGAUGCAGAAGGAGAUUGAGGCCAUGCUGGCGGAGCUGCACAAGCGCCAGUUUGGGGGCAAGAAGCAGAUCUCGGACGAGGAGCUGGGGGCAGCAGAGGCUUUGCUGCAGAGGGUCACGCGACUCUUUGGAAAUCCACACAAAACCACGGAAGACCUGAAGCAGGAGGUGAUGAGUAAAGUGGCCGACUAUCGGGACAAGCUGGAUGACGCACACGAGCUGCUGAAGGGGGCCCAACUGAAGAUCCGCAAGACCAACGCCCUCUCCGAACUGAACCGGUGGAACACGAGUAUGCUGGAGAGCAAGAGGGAUGCCGUGAACACUGCCAUGACAGGGACGGAGGACACCCUGACUGAGGCGGAGCGUAUCCUCGGCGAGGCCAACCUUCUGUCGGCCAACAUCAAUCAAGAGGUGGAGGACCUGGAGGAUAUGGCGCGUGACCUCAACCAUCUGGACGACCAGCUGGACUACAAGGUGAACAAGAUCAGCAUGGGUCUGCAUGAGAAGAAUCUACCGGGGCUGAUGCUGGAGGUGGAGAGCCACGCCGCCCAGCUCAAGGACUCUGCUGGCAUCCUGGACAGUAUCCUUGCAGAAGCCAAGAACCUGUCAUUCAAUGCCACGGCAGCAUUCCAUGCCUACAGCAACAUCAAGGACUUCAUCGAGGAGGCAGAGCGGCUGGCCAAGCAAGCCAGGGCACGGGGCGUGGAGGCCGUUCAGCUGGCUUCCAGCCCCAGAGGCUCUCUGAAGGAGCUGGCCAAGAACUCACUGCAGAAGAGCUUCCGGCUGUGGAACGAAGCCAAGGAGUUGGAUGGUGACGUUAAGGAGAAUGCCGAAAAUCUGGGCCGGCUGCAGGGCAGGAUUAAGAAUGCCGAGACCAAGAGCAAGGACCUGCUGAAAUCCAUCGACGACGCCCUGGGAAGGCUGGAGACCCUCCCGAAUGACACGAGUUCCAAGCUGCAGUCGGCCAAGGAGAAGGCCAGGGACGCCAACGACACGGCCAUCGAUGUGCUGGCCAGGCUCAAGAAUAUGAACCUGGACCUAGCGGGCCUGCAGCGCAACUACAGCAAGCUGGGUGAUGACAUCAAAAAGGCUGACAACAUGAUUCAGGACCCCGACAAAAAUACCAUAAUUCAUGCAGCCGGGGCGAAAGUGAAAGACCUGGAGGAUGAAGCCGACCGCCUGCUAGAGAAGCUCAAGCCUAUCAAGGAGCUCCAAGACAAUCUGAAGAAGAACAUCUCGCAAAUAAAGGAGCUGAUUAACCAAGCGCGCAAACAGGCCAACUCGAUUAAAGUGUCCGUCUCCUCGGGGGGAGAGUGCAUCCGCGCCUACCGACCCGAAAUCAAGAAAGGUCGCUACAACACCAUCAUCUUGAAUGUGAAGACCGGAUCCCCGGACAAUUUACUCUUCUACCUGGGCAGCGCCCAAUAUACUGACUUCCUGGCGGUGGAGAUGCGCAAGGGCAAGGUUAGCUUCCUGUGGGAUGUCGGCUCCGGCGUGGGCCGUGUCGAGUACCCCGAUCUCACCAUCCACGAUGGGAACUGGCACCGGAUCGAAGCUUCUCGUAUCGGCAUCAAUGGUACCAUCUCAGUCCAUGCGCUGGAGGGCCCGAAAGCUGGCAUCAUGCCCGUCUCCAUCAGCGCCAGCUCCCCCAAAGGCUACACCAUCCUCGACGUGGACGAGAAAGCCUAUCUCUUCGUUGGAGGCAUUCUGGGAAGCGUGAAGAAAGCUGAUGCUGUUAAAACCGCCACCUUCGUUGGGUGCAUGGGAGAGACCUACCUGGACAACAAACCCAUAGGACUGUGGAACUAUCGCGAGCGGGAGGGAGACUGUGCCGGUUGUGUAGUGAGCCCUCAGCCAUCAGACAGCGAAGGGACGGUGCAUUUUGACGGCGAGGGCUACGCCGCCGUGAGCCGGCCGACGCGCUGGAACCCCAACAUCUCCACCAUCACUUUCAAGUUCCGCACCUUCUCCACCAACGCUCUCCUCAUGCAUUUCGCCACGAAGGACAUGAAAGACUUCAUGAGUGUAGAGCUGAGUAACGGCAGAGUGAAGGUCAGCUACGACCUGGGGUCCGGGCCAGGCAAUGUCUCCAGCAGCCAACGGUACAAUGACGGCCACUGGAAGUCCUUCACCAUGGCCAGAAUGUUGAAGCAAGCAAGUGUGACUAUCGUGGAUAUUGACUCCGGCGAUGAAGAGAACCUGGUGGCCACAUCCCAGGGUGCCAGCUCUGGGCUGAACCUCAAGGAAGGCGAACGGAUAUAUUUUGGAGGUUUGCCGACCAUUGGGAAUUUCAGGCCAGAGGUCACUAUGAAGAAGUACGCAGGCUGUAUGAAGGACAUAGAAGUUUCCAGAACACCGUACAAUUUGCUAAGCAGCUCCGACUACACAGGCCUGACGAAGGGCUGUGCGAUAGAGAACCUGCACACGGUCAGUUUCCCGAAGCCCGGCUUUGUGGAGCUGAGAGGCAUGGCGUUUGACGUGGACACGGAGAUAACGCUGUCCUUCAGCACCAAGAGCGACAAGGGCAUCAUCCUGUUUGGGAGCGGGGGCGUCCCUGUACCCCCCAGGAGAAAGAGGAGGCAGACGGGGGAGGCCUUCCUGUCCGUGCAGCUGAACAAGGGGGUCCUGGAGGUGCUGGUGUUCGCCGGCGGGCGCGGCCCCCGCAGGGUGGGCCGCAAACCAGAAGAGGGGAUCCUGCACGACGGCCGGGAGCAUGCCCUGCGCAUUGAGAGGAUAGGCGGGGGCUUCACAGUACAGAUAGACGAAGAAGAGAAGAUGGAACAAGUUCUCCCCAACGACCAUCCCAUGACCAUCAAGCGGCUCUUCCUGGGUGGGAUCCCCCCAGAUGUGGAGACAGGUGCCCAGAGAACCAAUGUACCCUUCGAGGGCUGCAUCUGGAACCUCGUCAUCAACACUAUACCGUGGGAUUUCUCUCAGCCAGUGGCGUUUGAGAAUGCAGAGAUUGGCCAGUGCCCCAGCAUGGCGACACUCCCAGCUCCCGGGCUGCCGCCCGAGGAGGCGCCCAAACCGGACACCAAGGAGGUGGAGGAGCGGUGGCCAGAACCGCAUCGCUUACCAACGCUGCCACCAUCCAGCAUCUCCUGCGCAGCUGAAGCGAGCCCCAUCGUUCUGGAGAAGGCGAUGCAGUUCGGCCUGUCCAGAAACAGCCAUGUAGCCAUGGCCUUCGAUGACACGAAGGUCAAGAACAGACUCAUCAUCGAGUUCGAGAUCCGGACUGAGGCUGAGUCGGGCCUGGUCUUCUACAUGGCCAGGAUAAACCAUGCGGACUUCGCCACCAUCCAGCUGAAGGAAGGGAUGGCCUACCUGAGCUUCGACCUGGGCAGCGGGAACACGUCCGUCAGCGUGCCACGCAUCAUCAAUGAUGGCCAAUGGCACAAGAUAAGGGUACUUCGGGAAAAGCAGAGGGGUGUGCUGACCAUCGACAACCGCUACUUCAAACACACCACCAGUCCAAAGCAGGCCGACAUCCUGGACGUGGUUGGGAUGCUCUAUAUCGGUGGCCUGCCUGUUAAUUACACCACUAAACGAAUCGGCCCAGUGGUGUACAGCAUCAAUGCCUGUAUCAGAAAUUUCCAAAUGUUGAACACGCUGCUUGAUCUGGAGAACCCCACGUCCCGCUACAAUGUGGGCAGCUGUUAUGUCAAGACUGAGAAGGGCAAUUACUUCAAUGGCACAGGAUACGCCAAAGCAGUGAACAGCUACAAAGUCGGCAUGGACAUGUCCAUGGAGCUGGAGUUCCGAACUUCCCAGAGCAGCGGGGUCUUGCUUGGGGUCAGCAGUCAGAAGAUGGACGGCCUGGGAAUCGAGCUGCACAACGGCAAGCUGCUCUUCCACAUGGACAAUGGGCUGGGCCGGGUCACAGCGGUGCACGAGCCCGACACGGAGGCUGCCCUCUGUGACGGCCAGUGGCACUCGGUGAUCGCCCACAAGCUCAAGCAUCGGCUGGAGCUGACAGUGGAUGGCCAGAAGUCGGAAGCGGAGAGUCCUCACGUCAGGUCCACGUCGGUGGACACCAACGACCCCGUCUAUGUCGGGGGUUACCCAGAUGGACUGAAGCAGUUUGGGCUGACCACCAGCAUACCUUUCAAGGGCUGUAUGCGCAACCUCAAGCUUAUCAAGGGCGCCAAGGUUCAGGAAAUUCACCUGCAGAGGGCGCUGGAGCUGCACGGAGUGCAGCCUCUCACCUGCCCGUCAAACUGAGGCCACUUGGGAGCCAUCUGCUUGCAUCAAUACCCGUGGCACCACAUUAAAAGCAGAGCAUAAAAGAUUUUCCACAAUCCUUCCUGUUCCCCAGUAUUCUGCCUUGCUGUGUGUGAUUGGAUAACUGGAUUUGCUGGUUUUCUUUCGUUUUCAAAGCUGUCAGUAUCUCAUUCAGGAAGGACUUAUCUUUCAAACCCAUACGAAAUAAAUGCGUGGUUCUGUAGAAGGAUAGAAAGGUCUUCUUCACGUGAACUGUUGCCACAUGCCUCUUACGUAUGCAUGGUGUGACAAUGUCCUGUAACGCACUUACAAAUAUAUCUCUUUUACUGAAGUGAAA
Messenger RNA from Brienomyrus brachyistius, 9690 nucleotides. RefSeq names its product laminin, alpha 2 (gene lama2). Gene Ontology annotation, cellular component: basement membrane. Bases 87 to 9353 code for a protein of 3088 amino acids. Gene Ontology annotation, molecular function: extracellular matrix structural constituent; signaling receptor binding. Gene Ontology annotation, biological process: regulation of embryonic development; regulation of cell migration; regulation of cell adhesion. Lineage: Eukaryota; Metazoa; Chordata; Actinopteri; Osteoglossiformes; Mormyridae. The record is from RefSeq and is a predicted model, not a curated record. The transcript has 64 exons.